Molecule: messenger RNA, 2884 nt
Organism: Entelurus aequoreus (snake pipefish)
Lineage: Eukaryota; Metazoa; Chordata; Actinopteri; Syngnathiformes; Syngnathidae
Gene: gad2
Product: glutamate decarboxylase 2
Exons: 16
Coding region: 580-2325 (581 amino acids)
Biological process (GO): GABA shunt
Cellular component (GO): cytoplasm
Molecular function (GO): glutamate decarboxylase activity; pyridoxal phosphate binding
Source: RefSeq, a predicted model, not a curated record
ACUUUUUGGAGUAACAAGCUGUGACACUGCAGAGAGCCUCGAUCCUCUCUCUCCCUCUCAUCCUCCAGCACCGGAAGGAGGGGCGGGGGCAGCCUCUGCAUACAGCCGCCCUAUGUGACGCCCUCCCCGGGCAGACGUCUUAGUUGGCAUUCGGCGUGUGUUUGGAGGGUAAAGAAGUGGAGCAGUGGCGUGCGUGUGAGGAGUCACGACGCAGCUCGUCAUGACCCACAAGUGAAUCACGAUUAUGGAAUUUGUUUCUUUUUUUUGGUAGCGAUGACGUGAAAUGCAGUUUGGAUGUAAUCGCUAGUCUGAUUUGCCCCUCGCUCACUUUUUACUGCUUGCUUUUAGGAUGUAAAACAAAAAAACAUCUUGCACUUUAUUUGAUUUUUGAGGGGAUUUGCCAAAGAAAAGGUGAUCGUUCUCGCUGCUGAGGAGGAGGACGCUGCGGCUCUCUUCUUAUUGUGCAACCUCUUUUUUUGAAUGCUGAUGAUUUUUGGUGGAGGUGUCUUUACCUCGCGUGGAUGUGCACGCGUGCACUGACGCAGAGCACCACGCCACAUUUGGACGAGGCGGCACUGGAUGGCGUCCCCAGGCUUCUGGUCCCUCGGUGGGGACAAUCCGGGCAGCCAGAGCCCCAACACGCCCCGGGCUUGGUGCCAGGCAGCGGCCCAGAAACUGUCUGGAGGGCUCGGAUCAAAAUUAUGUGCGCUGCUGAACGUCGGGGAGGUGGAGAAAGCUGCAGCGGAGCCCGACGCCAAGCAGCCCCUGCAGACGGCGACGGGAGAAUGCGGCUGCAACAAAACCUGCAACUGCACCAAAGCUCCUGUGGUCUUCUCCGACCUCUAUUCAACAGACCUUCUUCCAGCCAUGGACGGCGACGCCAAGACCAUGACCUUCCUGCAGGAGGUGGUGGACAUCCUGCUGGCCUACAUCGUGGAGUCAUUCGACCGCGACACCAAAGUGAUCGACUUCCAUUACCCCAACGAGCUGCUGCAGAUGAACAACUGGGAGCUGCAGCAUGAGCCCACCUCGCUGGACGACAUCUUGAUCAGCUGCCGUGCCACCCUCAAGUACGCCAUCAAGACAGCCCACCCGAGGUACUUCAACCAGCUCUCCACAGGGUUAGACAUGGUCGGUCUGGCUGCUGACUGGCUGACGUCCACCGCCAACACCAACAUGUUCACCUACGAGGUGGCGCCAGUGUUUGUGCUGCUGGAGUACGUCACGCUGAAGAAGAUGAGGGAGAUUGUUGGCUGGCAGGACGGCCGCGGAGACGGCAUCUUCUCCCCUGGUGGUGCUAUUUCCAACAUGUACGCUAUGCUGUUGGCCCGCUUCAAGAUGUUCCCAGAAGUCAAAGAGAAAGGGAUGUCAUCUGUUCCUAGGCUGGUGGCCUUCACCUCCGAACAUAGUCAUUUUUCCAUCAAGAAAGGAGCAGCAGCUCUUGGUAUCGGCACAGAGAGCGUCAUCUGCAUCAAGGUCGAUGAAAGUGGCAAGAUGAUCCCUGCUGACCUGGAGAGGAGGAUACUGGAGGCCAAACAAAAGGGUUUCGUGCCGUUUUUUGUGAGCGCUACGGCCGGCACCACGGUGUACGGCGCCUUCGACCCUCUCAUCGCCAUUUCGGACAUUUGCAAAAAGUACAACGUCUGGAUGCACGUGGAUGGUGCAUGGGGAGGAAGUCUGCUCAUGUCCCGGAGACACAGGUGGAAGUUGGAUGGCGUUGAGAGGGCCAAUUCAGUGACUUGGAACCCACACAAGAUGAUGUCCGUCCCCCUGCAGUGUUCUGCCCUGCUGGUGCGAGAGGAGGGUCUGAUGCAGAACUGCAACCAGAUGCACGCCUGCUACCUGUUCCAGCAGGACAAGCACUACGACCUGUCUUACGACACCGGAGACAAAGCGCUGCAGUGCGGACGCCAUGUUGACAUCUUCAAGCUGUGGCUCAUGUGGAGGGCCAAGGGUACCAUCGGGUUUGAGGCUCAGAUUGACAAGUGUCUGGAGCUGUCCGAGUAUCUGUACAACAAGAUUAAGGACAGGGAAGGAUACGAGAUGGUGUUUGACGGCAAACCUCAGCACACCAACGUCUGCUUCUGGUACCUUCCACCGGGGAUACGCUACAUGGAGGAUAAAGAGGAGAAGCAGAAACGCUUGCACAAGGUGGCGCCAGUCAUCAAAGCCCGCAUGAUGGAGUACGGCACCACCAUGGUCAGCUACCAGCCGCAGGGGGACAAGGUCAACUUCUUCCGCAUGGUCAUCUCCAAUCCGGCCGCCACCUUUGAGGACAUCGACUUUCUUAUCGAGGAGAUCGAGCGCCUGGGCCAAGAUCUAUAAGACUCCAUCUGAACGACUUGUUUGUGGUGAAUGUAAUUGGUAAACUUCCUUGAUUCCUCCAAAUGAAUCUAUUUAAGAGUAUAUUUGUGAUAUAUAUAUAUCUAUAUAUUAUGUAUUGUAGCUUUGCUGUGGACUGGGCGCGUCCAAAGCUUUGUAAAAGUGCUUCUGUGCGCCUCUUUGCUAGUGUAGUCUGACCCAGAGACAUAUGAUAAGUGCUGUAACGUUCGCUGUACUUUUGUGUGUACUUACGUGCAAUAAGUCCACCACCAGCUUUUUAUUUUCCAAUCAUUCCUCGUUUUUGAGUGCCAAAGUGGCACUGUUCUCACGUUCCUAUUUUUUGGAGGGGGAACAGCGCUUUGCCGGCCUUACCUCAGCGUAAUCAAACUGCCUUUAGCUAAUUUGCUACCGCUAACUUACAGCUAGCUACCACAAACAAACAUGGCCGACAUCAAUACACGUACUUGAAUUAGGAAGAGCGUGAAUCCUGGAAAAAGAGCUCAGCACAAUUUCAGUCAAUUGUUGGGGGAAGUGUUCCAGAACCAAAAAAACAAAAACAAAA